AGGGAUGUGUGCGCCGCGGCUCCCCUAAAGAUCUUUUAACACAGGAAAACACAAGCACACGUACACACAUCCCAUGUAGCGAGGGUUGGAACUGUACUAGCAGUCAUGCCACUGGUGGUCCCUGGGUUAGCGGGUGUGUAGAGUGGGUUUUCUGGCGGGUCUAUAUUGAGGGACAUAUGAAGGAAGGCAUGCCAAUUGGGUGGAAAUGGGAGAAAGUUGGGGAACCGGACUGGGCCUCCCGCCCCCCGAACACAUGGGUCCCACCGGCCCCGGUGGAGGAGAAGGUGCAGGAGACCCCCCUGCAAGGACACACGGAUAGUACAGAUUGGAAAAUGGUGGGGAAGAAAGGGGGAAAAGGAACAUGGGUUCAAAAACAACAAACGGAACCCGGGCCGUCGACAGACAAUAACAAGCUGCCCCGAGCCACCCCGGGUCCUGCAGCAAGACAGUAUAUUGCGGAAGAAAAGUACACAGACGGAAUCGUGGUCCAAACGCAGCAACCCACCGCCUCUGAGCAAACACAACGAAGCAGGACUGAAGUGGCAAUCAAAACAACACCCAAACAGGUGGGACAAGAGCGAGCAGAGGGACAACCGGAGGGGGGGGGGGAGGUCGGGGAAAUGGAGGUGGAGCCAGCACCCAAACAGCUAGGAUAUGAUGGAGCAGAGGGGCAGCAGGAGGGGCAGGAGGAAGCGGGAGGAAUGGAAGCGGAGUCAGGGCCACUGGGGGAGGAGAGGGGCACAGCAGAAAGGAACGCUCAGGCCGGACCGAUGAUGGACAUCAACCCCUUCCAGGCAGCCUUCGACUCAGAACCAAUGGAAGUCGACCCUCUUCCGGUUAAUGUUAGUACGGCGCCCGAGGGGUUAGACACGGAACAAAAGCCGGAAGAUGGAAGAAGAGAAGACGCCGGGCAUCGAUGGGUUCCCAAAGGAAUUUUGGGAAACCUUCUGGACGCAGAUGGCCCCGGAUCUCAUGGAGUAUUAUCAGCAGGUGUGGAAAACAGGGACAAUGGGGGAGUUGGUGGGCCAGGAGUAGGAGCGGGAGGAGGUACAGGAGGAGGAGAAGGGGUAGGAGCGGGAGGGGGAGCGGGAGGAGCAGGAGGAGGAAGGGGGGGAGGAACGGGGGCCAGAGCAGGAGAAGCAGCACGAGGAGGAGGAGCAGGAGGAAGGAACGGGAGGAGGAUGAAGUUGUGGUGGAGCAGCAGCGGGAGAAAAAAGGCGGCUCGGGGGAAAGCCCAGAAGGAGGACCGGGAGGAGGAGGAGGAGGAGGUGCGGGAGAAGGAGCUGGAAAAGGAGCCGGAGAAGGAGCGGGAGAAGGAGCGGAAGGAGGAGCGGGCGGAGGAGGGAGAGGAGGAGCGGGAGGAGGAGCGGGAGGAGGAGGAGGAGGAGCGGGAGGAGUGGCAGGGGAAGGAGCGGCAGGAAGCGGGGAGGGGGAGCCCAGGAGGAGGAGCAGGAGAAGGAGGAGGGGGGGACGAGAAGCAGGAUGAGGGGCGGGAGAAGGAACGGGAGAAGGAGCGGGAGGAGCGGGAGGAGGGGGAGGACGGAGGGGGAGGAGGAGCGGGAGGAGGAGUGGGAGGAGGAGCGCUAGGAGGAGCACUAGGAGGAGGAGGAGGAGCGGGAGGAGCAAGACAAGGAGCAGGAGGAGGAGCAUGACAAGGAGCAGGAGGAGGAGCACAACAAGGAGCGGCAAAAAUCGGGGAGGAGGAAUUAACAAACGCGUGGGAUGCAG
Molecule: messenger RNA, 1728 nt
Organism: Chara braunii
Lineage: Eukaryota; Viridiplantae; Streptophyta; Charophyceae; Charales; Characeae
Source: the annotation of a GenBank genome assembly